AUGCCGGUUCGAAACCAUCUGCGCAAGGAGGGACACCGAGGACAGCUAUCACCGCUGUUCCCCCGUCAUGAACUGAAGAUAUCUGGUCCUCUUCCACAUCCCUUACCCGCCGCCUAUGAGGCCGAGCCUCCUGUCACCCCGAACCUCUUGCCCAUUACUCCAAACGUCGUGGCUUUUAAUUCCUCUUUUAUGAGCUCACCCCGCCAAUCUCGCCAGCCUCCGCAAACACCAAUUCAGUCCACUCAUUCUGAGUCCUCACGCCCAGCGACAUACCAUCCACAACCGUCCCCAGGGGCACCUAUGUCUCAUACCCACCAGGAAUCUCUUUCGAGCAAUGUGUCUAAUAGCUCUACCAUGCACCGUCGACGAGGGAGCACCCUCAAAACGGUGAUGCGGAAGAUAUUUGGCCGCAAAUCACGAGACGAGCUUGAUGAUCUAAAAUCUCCGCAAGAGAUUCCCGAAAUUUAUCCUCAGUCACCGGAAGUCGCUAGCCUACGCGAUGAUGAAGAAGAUGAUGUAGCCGCACAACCUCCUGCUCGCUUUCACAGAUCCUCUUCCCUCCCAAGCCUAAGAAAUAGUCUCCAAAGAAGCCCCAAAAGCCCGGUCCGUGGCUUAGGUUCUCCUUCCCAACCAUGGUCCUCAUCGGAAUUCCUAGACGUUCGGGUACAUCGGAGACGAGCCACUCUGCCGAGUGUUGCGCUUUCUACAAAGGAUGCCCUAGAGCUAGCCUCAAAAAUUGAUGCAGCUACUACACUUGACAAGAAAAGCUCAAUCGGAAGCCUUGACGCUCUGACAUUAAAAGUUGAUAACCGCUAUAAACGUCGGUCACGAAGUGCCUGCGAUGUGCGAGAUACUGCUAAAUCGCAUCGCAUGUCCCCAAUUCAAUGGCGACGGAGAAAUGAUGAAAUCAGAUUCUGGAGAGAGAGUACCCUCAAUGACUUUGCCGAACCUCGUCCCAACACUAGACCUGCGACAUCUAUAUCAAGCCACAUUGGUCCUGACGAGAAAUUUGCGGACGCAAGUGAAGAGUCCGCUGAUUGCCCCGUCGAAGAAGACGAAUCUGAUGACUCUGAGCCAAACGAUGAAGAAGGGUUUGAUUUCAAAAAUUUGAUGGAAAGCAUGCAGACUGAGAAUGAAGUCAGUUUAGCCCAGCGAGUAGGAACUCUUGAGGUCAAACUGAUGGACUUGGAAUUUGCAAUUGCGAAACUACAAAACAGCAGUGCUGAAGCAAAUACAGUCAAGAAGAAGGCUACAGGUUCCCCAGUCCGAGGGAGGCCUAUGCAACCCAUAAAUGACUCCAGCCAGUUCAUCAACUCAUUCGUAUCCACGCCCAGCAUUACGCCACCUCAAGGAUCCCCUGCCGAAAUAGUACCGAUGCAACACAUCAGCCCGAUUACGCUGUGCAACCACUCAUUGGAAUGUAUCUCACAGUCACGGCGCCCUCCGUCACCUUAUCGUACUGAUUCGGGUUUCCAAGGUAUAUCCGUGGAACAGUACAGUGCUCUGACCACUCUCAUGCGACGAGAACAAUGCGCCAGAAAGUUACUAGAAAGCCAAAUUCUCUCUAUGCAACAGGAGAUUCGGCGCCUCCAGACUGGAGAACCAUGGAAUCCAGGGCAAGGAAAUUCAUUUUUACGAUCCUCAAGUCCCGACUCGCAGAUGCUGCCAACCCCGUACCUUCACGACUCUCCAAGACAGGCACCGACAAACCCAUGGAAACCGGCCCCUAAUAUUGAAUCAUCUCAAAAUGACAGCAGUUCAAUAAAUAGCUAUCGGCAUAACUCGGACUCAAGCCGUUAUAAUACAUACCACCGAUCUCGAAAUGACUAUUCUCUACCCCAUAACAAUCAUAUUCCGGGGAUGAUAUAG
Messenger RNA from Trichophyton rubrum CBS 118892, 1869 nucleotides. RefSeq lists its product as uncharacterized. The record is from RefSeq and is a predicted model, not a curated record. The transcript has a single exon. NCBI's taxonomy places the organism in Eukaryota, Fungi, Ascomycota, Eurotiomycetes, Onygenales, Arthrodermataceae. The coding region runs from base 1 to 1869 and encodes 622 amino acids.